Tetranychus urticae (two-spotted spider mite) is the source of this 3411-nucleotide messenger RNA. Lineage: Eukaryota; Metazoa; Arthropoda; Arachnida; Trombidiformes; Tetranychidae. The record is from RefSeq and is a predicted model, not a curated record.
AACUAGUUAUACGUCGUAUCUUCCCAUGUAUUUCAGGUCUGUCACGAAUGCUCCAGAUAUUAUUUUAUAAGAAGAGAGAGAGAAAGAAGGAAAGAAAGAGGAAGAUAGAGUGAGUAAAGAAGAUGAAGUAAGGCUAAGCAAGUUGGAAAAAAAAGAGUGAAGGGAAACAUUUUCCUAUUAACCAAGAAACAUUUUGUUCAUUGUGACUUCUCUAUUCAACUAGCAACUUUUUUUUACAUUUCCCAUCUCAUCUUCCUCAUCAUCAUCUCAUAUUCACCUAUCACCAACAUCAUCAACAUCAACAUAUUCAUCAUCAGUGGUUAGUGUCACUAUUUGGAGUGUGUUUCCAGUGUCUUCAUCUGUGGAUUACCAUUCCUGUUAAUCGCGUUUGCUACACAUUUUGGUGUUACUUUGUUUUUCAUCUAUCUUUUUGGGUUUCACUAUUCCCAUUCUGGUUAAACUUUCAAUGAGAUAUCCGUGUAAAAUAUUUGCUGUUAACAGAUAACCAGAGAUUUAGUUGCAAUGAUCAUCUUUUAAGGAUUAUUAUUCAACGUUACCCAUUUUUUUGUAAUCCUAAUCAAAUGUUGUGUCUACCUGGACCAAAGUAUCACAUUACCUUUUACCUUUUGAUUUAUUUUUCCGAUUUUAUCAUCAUUCCUUGGCUGCUUAAUCUUCCAUUUACCUCAGGUUCAGCUAGUUUCAGAGAACAGGAGAAAAAAAUAUUGGAUUCUAUCAUAGGUCAAGGUGCUUAUGAUAGACGAAUCAGACCUUCUGGACUCAAUGCAUCCGCCGAGGGUGAUUCAGAUGGACCAUGUAUAGUCUCAAUAAACAUUUAUUUAAGAAGUAUAAGUAAAAUCAGUGAUCUUGACAUGGAAUAUUCAGUCCAGAUAACCUUCAGGGAGGAAUGGAAGGAUUCACGACUAGUUUAUCGAGAUCCAUCGGAAAAGAUUCGUUAUUUAACUUUGACUGAUCCUGAUCGUAUCUGGAAGCCGGAUGUUUUUUUCACCAAUGAAAAGGAAGGACAUUUUCACAAUAUCAUUAUGCCCAAUGUUUUGUUACGUAUUGGCUCAGAUGGUGGUGUUUUGUAUUCAAUAAGGUUGUCAUUAAUAUUAUCCUGCCCAAUGAAUUUGAAAUAUUAUCCACUGGAUAAGCAAAAUUGUUAUAUCAAAAUGGCUAGCUAUGGUUAUACUACUGAAGAUUUGGUUUUCAUGUGGAAAAAAACGGAUCCUGUUCAGGUUACUAAGCAACUUCAUCUUCCAACAUUUGCUUUAGCUGAUUAUAUUACUGAAUAUUGUACUUCACGAACAAAUACAGGUGAAUACAGUUGUGUCCAAGUCAAAUUAAUAUUUCGUCGUGAAUUUAGUUACUAUUUGAUUCAAAUAUAUAUUCCCUGUAUUAUGCUUGUAAUUGUCUCAUGGGUUUCAUUUUGGUUGGAUCCAAAUGCUAUUCCUGCCCGGGUCAGUCUUGGUGUUACCACUUUACUCACAAUGGCAACUCAAAUAUCCGGUAUAAAUGCCUCACUUCCACCGGUCAGUUACAUUAAAGCCAUUGAUGUUUGGACCGGAGUCUGCCUUUUCUUUGUUUUUGGUGCCCUCCUAGAGUUUGCCCUUGUAAACUAUGCGUCAAGAAGCGAUGCUCAUAGAGCAGCGCGUAAACGUCGCGCAGAAAAUCAACAACAGCAAGUUCAACAGGUUCUUGGUGGUGGUGGAUCAGCCUUUGGCUUCACUGGAGGUGGAGGAGGCGGGGGAGGUGGGGGUGGUCUUGGUAAUAUGGGUAAUCCUGGUUACGGAAUGACUGGUGGUGGUAUGGGUUUCCCUCCUCCACCACCUAAAUGGGAUUCCAAUCCAUGGGAACCUCAUCAACCUAUGCCACCUCAUCCAAUGGAUCCUCCACCUGCCACUAAAUGGGAAGCUCGUGUAGACUUGAAACCCAGAGGAUUUCAAUAUUCAUCAGAUAAUUUCCAUUCAUCAAGAGCCUCAUAUGUAAUGAAACCUGUAUUACGAGGACCUCAACCAAAUCCACCUCCAGCAAAUAAUAAAUUCCAUCAAGUUGAAGUUCGCACUGCCCCUUAUAAUCAAAAUUGUUUAACGCGUUGGUUUGCAGCAUUUCAAACACGCUCCAAACGUAUUGACGUUUUGGCUCGUAUUUUGUUUCCCCUGAUGUUUAGUCUAUUUAACGUUGUUUAUUGGAUAACUUAUGUGGUGAUUUUGGGUUAACUCCUUUAAUUAUUGGAUCCAAUUUAUCGGCCAAAAGAUACUUCACACAUGAUGGUUGAUUGAAAUAGCCAAAUAACAAGAAUCAAACGUGUAAACAAAAUUUAAAGCCAAUACCAUAAUCAAGCUUAUGGUCGUAUAUAAUGUGUUUAUAUAAUUGUUACUAAACAGCUCAAUACAAAUCAAAGAAUGAUACUUCUUCACAAUACUUACAGAUUGAUAAAUACAGGACGGUCAUUGCUACCACCUUCAUUAUCAUCAUCAUCCUCAUCAUCAUCACCAUCUUCAUAACAAUCAUCGAGGGAAAGUGUUAUAAAAUGGACACAUAAUUGCAUUUCAUUUUUUUGUUAAUAACAUUAUUAAGGUUCAAACAAGCAACGAUCCAGAACCAAUCAUCAUCAUCAUCACCUUGAUUCUCAUUCUCAUUUGAUCAACAUCAUCAACAACAUGAAAAAGCAAGAUCAAUUUAUUGUAACUAGAUUAACAACAAACGAACCAUUUAAUUGACAAUCUAAAAAGAGGAUAUAAUGAAAGGAGAUUAAGAAAUAACUAAUCAGUGUUAAUCACGCUGAGAACAGAAAUUAACAAAAAUCAGAAUCAGAAAGCAAGUGAAAAGUUUCACUUGAAAAGAAAAAUUAAAGCUUAAUUAGACAACAAGUUAAUCAAUUUACCUAUCAUCACCAUUAUCAUGAUAAAUUUUUUGGUGCCAACAAAAGCAACAACAACUCUGGCAAAAUAACAAAAUUUUAAAAUCACCCAACGUUGGACAACGAAAUGUUUUAAUUAUAAAAAAUAUAUAUAUACAAUUAAUUAAUAAAAUGUUAUUAUCAUUUGAUAAAGAAAAAACUAAUAAAUAAAAUAGUUAAAUCAAACCAAUUCAAUUUAAAUGAAUGAAGAUGAUGUUAACCCGUCCUCACUUCAACACAAUCAAGACAUCAAACAUGAAGACAUUUGUAUAUUUAAAAUGCUCAAUGAUAAAACAAAACUGUAAACCUGUAAACAGUUGAUUAACUGUGAAUUAAUCAAGGGUAUGCAUUGACCAUCGACCGUCCUUACCUUAAGUGUGCAAUGUUUCAACUUGCAUCAGAAAACUAGAAACAUUCAAAAGUACGAUGAAUUGAUUGUUGAGCCAAUUAAUUCUGAUUUUAAAUAUUUAACAUCAGUUGACAGCAAUUCAAAGAUGUAAAAUGAGAAAUAA